AUGCCUCGUAUCACACAUUGUAUCUUUGAUAUGGAUGGCCUGUUGCUCGAUACCGAACGUGUUUAUACUGAAGUGACCCAGGAGAUCCUCGACAAGUAUGCAAAUGGCAUCAAGUUCAGUUGGGAGUUCAAGAGCAAGCUCAUGGGCCGAACUGGCAAUGAAUCGGCUGCUAUGGUCGUAGACGAAUACAAGCUUCCUAUGACUGUGGACGAGUACAUUGAUAUCACAUCUCAAUUACACGAAGAACGCUUUCCUUUGGUGAAACCUUUGCCUGGUGUUGAACGUUUGAUCCGACACUUGCACAAGCACAAGGUUCCUAUGGCUGUUGCUACAUCCUCAAGCCGUGAAAAGUUCUUGCUCAAGACCUCCCGCAACAAAGAGCUGUUUUCAUUGUUCGAUUACAUUGUGUGUGGUGAUGACGACGAUAUCAAGCAAGGCAAACCUGCGCCCGAUUUAUUUUUGGCAGCACAAAAAAGACUUGGUAAUCCAUCUGCUGAAAACUGUCUUGUCUUUGAAGAUGCUACCAAUGGUGUGGAAGCGGGUCGCAACGCUCAUAUGCAUGUUGUAUGGAUCCCUGAUAGUAAUCUACGCGCUAUUGCUGGUGAUGUGGAUUCCCACGGUGCUACUUUGGUGCUUGAUUCGAUGGCUGAAUUCAAUCCAGAGCAUUUUGAUUUGCCUGCCUUUGAUACUGCCGGCAAUCCUGAAACCAUUCAUGAAUCUGAUAUUGUACACAACGCUUGA
Molecule: messenger RNA, 741 nt
Organism: Lichtheimia ornata
Lineage: Eukaryota; Fungi; Mucoromycota; Mucoromycetes; Mucorales; Lichtheimiaceae
Exons: 5
Coding region: 1-741 (246 amino acids)
Molecular function (GO): phosphatase activity
Source: RefSeq, a predicted model, not a curated record